Molecule: messenger RNA, 3982 nt
Organism: Teleopsis dalmanni
Lineage: Eukaryota; Metazoa; Arthropoda; Insecta; Diptera; Diopsidae
Exons: 6
Coding region: 1051-2958 (635 amino acids)
Cellular component (GO): nucleus
Source: RefSeq, a predicted model, not a curated record
AAGAGACGGGAGUGCCUUCGACGAUUUGUUUUUAAAAUGUUUUGAAAAAUAAACGCCCCAAAUACAACAAAAUGAUGUAAACGGGGUAUUAUUUUCAAUAAAAGCGAAUGGACUCCUCGAAUUCGUAGGAAACUUUUGAAGAAAUUGUGAAAAGUUUUUAGUACGUAUUGUGUCGGUAUCGUCCCAAAAUUGCAUAACAGUGCAAAUAAGAGAUUCUACCACGGUCAAUACGUGAGCAGCAGCAGUAUUCCGUCCAUUGGCAGCGUGUGUUUCUGUGUGUGUGUGAGAGAGAGAUUAAGAGCGCGUGAGCAAGAGAGAAUAAAAAAUUGACGACGUCGACAAUGAUUUGAUUUGGUUUACAAUUCGUUAACAUAAAAAACUUGUUAAUUGAAAGAGUACCAAACAGAAAAUAAAGAGCAGUGGAGUUGUGUUGCUGCGAGUUAAUAAAAAAUAGUAGUAAUUACACAAUAUUCAAAAAUGUUUUAUUCAAUUCUAUAAGAUAAUAAACAUCACCAUACACAUCACUCUAAGUGCAAAUACCCACCGACCUAUCGAAUGUUUUUACCUACGCAAUACCAAACAAAUUUAAAUUAAAAAUGACUCGCUGAAUUCAUCAUCCAAUAAUCAAUUCCAAACAAAAACCAAUCGCACAGUAAAUUUAACAUUUCAAACCAGUUAAUGCAGUAUAAAUUGUACAAAUUUGUGUAAUAACACAAUCCAAAAUUUUAAAACAUUUAUCCGAAGCACGAAGCUGACAACACUGACAAUAGAAGAGUAAAUUCAAAACCAUAAACAAAACAUUAAGAGUAAAACAUACAACAUUUGUGUUUGCGCUCAAAUUACAAAAGUAAAAAAAUUAUAUCAAAACAAAUCCAAUAAGCAGUACUACUGUGCGUAUGGUAAGCAUAAGUUGAAAGAGGACACAACGAAUAAUUGGUUUAUGUGUGUUGGUUGCUGUCGUUUGAAAUUGGGGAGAAUAGCAUAUCUUCAAAGUCUAUUGCCUAUUGAAGAGCAAACCAGCUGCGAUUCCGCAGUCAUACGUCGAAGGACAUGGCCGUAUUUUUAAUAAACAUCUGUAAAUUUAAUGGCUGCGGAAUCACAUUUCCAAGUUUAGGAGAUUUAAUACAACAUAUUGAGGAUACUCAUAUUGAUUAUGAUCCUAAAGUAGUUGAACAGAAAGAGCAGGCACAACCUGCUUGUCUCCCAUUGAGUUAUGUAUUGCGCUUCAUAUCUGAAGAUGCACGUAAGGAGAACUUCCUUGCCGCUGGUAAUGCUGCGGGCGUUGAACUUAAACGAAAGAUAGCAAUCAAACAUCAUAGCUAUAGUAUGUCAUCAUCGAAUCGUAGCAAUACUCCCACUGGCAGUGAAAUGGAUGAAGAUGAAAUAGUUGCUUCAGACUCAGAGGAUUCAAAUGAUUCUUGGACAACAGAAGAAUUUAGCUCAGAAUUUAUUAUGCGCUAUGGGAGCAGGCACUCUGGUCCCACUGCCAAUGGAGGAAUCGGUAAUGAAAAACCAUUUGCUUGUCCAGUACCGGGUUGUAAAAAACGUUAUAAAAAUGUAAAUGGCAUAAAAUAUCACUCUAAAAAUGGACAUAAGAAAGAUGGAAAGGUACGGAAAGGCUAUAAGUGUCAUUGUGGCAAAAGCUAUAAGACAGCGCAGGGACUAAAAAAUCAUGCCAUUGUUGCACACAACUCCACCCCAGAUACCAUACUAACGCAACAGAAUGUUGUUAAUGUUGUCAGUAACACUCAGCUUUUACAACGUAGUGGUUCACCCUCACAAUCGAUGGGUUCACUUAGUCCCUCAAGUAUUAGUAAUAUGUCAAGUAGUGCGAGUAGUUGUCAUGGUGGCAGUACAAACUUGCAUAAUGGAAACAACUCAACUGUUGUGCAGCAUUUAUCAAAUAAUAUUGCGGGUAAUAAUGGUUUGACAGCAAUUACCGCAGCGAAUAUUAGUUUACAACAUCAACAUCAACAUCAACAACAGCAAACCCAAACAACACAGCCGCAUUUAACUAUCAGCAACAGUAUCAAUAACCAUGGUCAAACUGUACUAGGCACUGGUAACAAUAAUAUUGUGCGUAGCACCAUUGGUUUUAUAAAAACCAACAACAGUACAUCAGUAGGAACAACAACAAUCAAAACGGCUUCAGCAACAAAUUUACUGGCAGCAAAUGCAGCAGCUAGUAAGAUAUUAAAACUAGCAACAAAUGCAGCAGCAGCUGGAAAUAACAACAUUGUUGAAUUAACACAACAGCAUAAAUUACAACAAACUGUAGAAAGUUUAAAUAAUAAGCAAUUGCAGACAAAAUUGCAAUUACAACAAUCACCACAAACAACACCUACCAAAAUAACAUUACCGCCUAAUUUAGUAAAUUUAGGUAUUCUAACACCAGCAACAUCACCAACAAAAUCCACACAAUCUAUAACAUUCACUCAGCAACAGAAUAAUACAAUAACAAAUUUAACUGCAGCAAAUUUGUUGCAGCAAAAAAUACAGAAUGGUAGCAAUAGUAAUAGCAACAGCAACAACAAUUGCACUAACAACAUACACAAUACACCCAGUCAUAAUACAACUAAAACGAAUAUAUUAUUAGUAGAACAAAGUCCAACAACUCCAACGCAACAGCAACACAAUCUUCCAUUGACUCCUAUAAGUCCUAACAACACACCAGUACAACAGAAAAGUGUUGCCAGUGCUUUGACUGCCGCAUUGCAACAGCAUAAGAAACAAAGCAUUGUUGGCAGCAUACAUCUGACCAGUGUCACUACAACCACAACCACAUCAAAUGUAGGCAAUGCUAAUGGCAAUGGCAUUGGCAACAGUAGCAGUAAUGGCAACGCUUGCAACACUUCCAGUAUAACCAACAAUUGCAACAAAUCCAUAAUCAAUGCGUUAUCGAAUGCAGUUGUUGCUGCCGCCGAUGCUGGUGCUAUUGCUAUCAGCGACGAAACGUAGCCUAUACUAAAGAAACUACUAAUGCGCAGAAAGUUUAAAUAGAAAGGUUGCUUUCCUUGGUUAAUCUUGGUUAAUAAUUUUUUAAUUUUUUAAACAGAAAAGACUUUUUGGUUUUAACUAUAGAAAAUGAAAUAAACAAAACCUUUUGGCAAAUGAUAAUAUUUGAACCUGUUGAAAAGGCAAAAAAAAGCCGCCACACAGUCGAUCACUAAGUUCCUUAAGAUAAUUUAGCAUCAAUUUUAAAUAAUUUUUAGUUAGUACUAUUUUUAAAAUUAAUAUUAGUGCUGUAUGUAAAGCCUAUAUUAGAAUUCUAUUUUUGAACUACUCAAAAUCAAUUACACAUUUUUUUGUGGAGUCAUGCAAUAUAACACCAAACAAAAUUUCGUGGUGGAGGAGAGGGAAUGUGAAAUUUUAUUAUUCUACAACUAAUGAAUUAUGUAUUAGAAACCUAUUAUAAUGCAGUGAAAGCUCUCUUAUGUGGAGACUAACGGGAAUAGCGAUUCAAUACGGUUAAGAUAGAAUAGAUUUUUUAGUCUACAACUAAGAAACUAUGUAUUAGAAAAUUAUUAACACACAACAAAAGUUAUACAGAUAAGAUAACACAUUAUAUAUGAUAAAUUAAAACCGAGAACUAUUAACCUUGUACGGUUAAUAGGUGUGUGUUCAUAAGAGUUUCUGUGUAACAGAGCUUUCACUGUAAACAUAAUGUAUUUUAUUUAAAAUACUUUUGCAAAUAUAAGAUAAAUUUGUUAUAUUUCUCCUUCCAAGACGGCUGGAGUCACUUGUCGAGUUCGCAGAACCAGUGCUGUUCGUUACAUUCAAAAGGGACUGCACGAACAGAUCCCUGCGGGCUACAACAAUAUAUUUCUCUUUCAAUUUAUAAUAUGAAAAUGUAAUUAUAGAACAAUCGACACAAUAGAAUACAUAAUUUUAACUAUUAACUAAUUUUUGUAAAAUUAAAAGUCAAUAUAUAUUUUAUGUUGAUUAAUUUAUAUUCUGCAGAUAUAUUUAAGGUAUUUUUACA